Molecule: messenger RNA, 621 nt
Organism: Verticillium alfalfae VaMs.102
Lineage: Eukaryota; Fungi; Ascomycota; Sordariomycetes; Glomerellales; Plectosphaerellaceae
Exons: 2
Coding region: 1-621 (206 amino acids)
Biological process (GO): intracellular protein transport
Cellular component (GO): mitochondrial outer membrane
Source: RefSeq, a predicted model, not a curated record
AUGGAUCCACAGCCCGAGUCUAUCAUCUUCGACGCGGCCUGCCUCCUUGCUUGGAAGAACAAGUUCCGACAUCACGAUACCACCAUCUACACCCGCCUCUUCGGACUCCACCCCUAUCCGCGUCUUAGCAAGACUGAAGUUGCCAGCGACCUCCUUCCCCAAAUCCACAGACACAACCCCUACACCGCCAAAAUGGUCCAGCUUGUUGAGGUCGAGGACGAGCACUUCCAGGGCAACCCCAACGUCAUCCAGGACGACGAUGCCGACUUCACCGACACUGACCCUCCCCGAGCGCCUCGCCGCCCUGAAGGACAUCAUCCCGCCGACAACCCGCGGCUGGAUCGGCUCCCAGGUCAACACGGGCGCGAGCAUCGUCAGAACACGUGGUACUACGGCUCGCGCACCCUCUGGCUUGUCUGCGCCACGGCGCUCAUGAUCGGUGUCCCCCUCGCUACGUGCUGGGCCGAAGACCAGCAGAUUGAGGGCAUGGAGCGCGAGUACCGUAUGCGUGAGAUGGGCGGCGAGCUGCUCACCGCCGGCGAGGGCCAGGAAGGCAGCACCGCCGACAUGCUGGGCGAGUCCCUAGGCGCUGGCAAGGCCGAAGCCCGCCCGUCGCUGUAA